GCGAGCGGAGCCAGAGUCGAGACCAGAGGCCUAACUCGGGAUCUGACAAGAUGGCCGGGCUGCCCCGCAGGAUUAUCAAGGAAACCCAGCGUUUGCUGGCAGAACCAGUUCCUGGCAUUAAAGCAGAACCAGAUGAGAGCAACGCCUGUUAUUUUCAUGUGGUCAUUGCUGGCCCUCAGGAUUCCCCCUUUGAGGGAGGGACUUUUAAGCUUGAACUAUUCCUACCAGAAGAAUACCCGAUGGCAGCCCCUAAAGUACGUUUCAUGACCAAAAUUUAUCAUCCUAAUGUAGACAAGUUGGGAAGAAUAUGUUUAGAUAUUUUGAAAGAUAAGUGGUCCCCAGCACUGCAGAUCCGCACAGUUCUGCUAUCGAUCCAGGCUUUGUUAAGUGCUCCCAAUCCGGAUGAUCCGUUAGCAAACAAUGUAGCAGAGCAGUGGAAGACCAACGAGGCCCAAGCCAUAGAAACAGCUAGAGCAUGGACUAAGCUAUAUGCCAUGAAUAAUAUUUAAAAUUGAUCUGAUCAUCAAGUGUGCAUCACUUAUCCUGUUCUGCCAAGACUUCUUCCUUUUUUGUUUGCAUUUAAUGGACACAGUCUUAGAAACAUUACAGAAUAAAAGCCCAGACAUCUUCAGUCCUUUGGUGAUUAAAUGCACAUUAGCAAAUCUAUGUCUUGUCCUGAUUCACUGUUGUAAUGCAUGAGCAGAGGCUAGAAGUACCAUCUGGAUUAUUGUGAAACGUUUAAAAGCAGCGGCCCUUCUCUGCUUUUAUUCAUUUCCCCCAUCAUGGUUAAGCACUGUGAAUGAAGGCAGUUGUCAGGGUUAGCUGCAGGGGUUUGGGUGUUUUUCUUUAUUACUUUUUUGAGGGGGAGAGGUAGUUUUAUUUUAAUUUUAUGGGCUCCUUUCCCCCUUUUUAUGGUGAUCUAAUUGCAUCGGUUAAAAGCAGCUAACC
Mustela lutreola (European mink) is the source of this 948-nucleotide messenger RNA. RefSeq names its product ubiquitin-conjugating enzyme E2 N-like. The record is from RefSeq and is a predicted model, not a curated record. The transcript has a single exon. Lineage: Eukaryota; Metazoa; Chordata; Mammalia; Carnivora; Mustelidae. Bases 51 to 509 code for a protein of 152 amino acids.